This is a messenger RNA of Phanerochaete carnosa HHB-10118-sp, 1394 nucleotides long. RefSeq lists its product as uncharacterized. Gene Ontology annotation, biological process: response to reactive oxygen species; hydrogen peroxide catabolic process; cellular response to oxidative stress. Lineage: Eukaryota; Fungi; Basidiomycota; Agaricomycetes; Polyporales; Phanerochaetaceae. The record is from RefSeq and is a predicted model, not a curated record. Bases 69 to 1229 code for a protein of 386 amino acids. The transcript has 8 exons. Gene Ontology annotation, molecular function: peroxidase activity; heme binding.
CGCAUUCUCCUCUCGACAUCGAGUUCUCUCCUGCUCGAACGGCCCAUCUUUGCUCUUCAGAAUACACAAUGGCUUUCAAGUUCUCCUCCCUCCUCGCCCUCGUCGCCACUGCCGCGACCGUGCGCGCUGCCCCGGCCUCCACCGCCGCCACCUGCUCCGAUGGUACACAGGUCCCCAACGAAGUUUGCUGCAACUUCGUCCCCCUUAUCUCGGCGCUCCAGAACAAUCUGUUCAUGGAAGACUGCGGUGAAGACGCCCACGAGGUCAUCCGUCUUACUUUCCACGAUGCCAUUGCUAUCUCUCGGAGCCAGGGUCCCACAGCUGGUGGUGGAGCCGACGGGUCGAUGCUCAUCUUCCCGACCGUCGAACCGUCGUUCUCAGCGAACAACGGCAUCGGCGACAGUGUCGACAAUCUGAUUCCGUUCCUCUCCCAGUUCCCCGCCGUCUCCGCUGGCGAUCUCGUCCAGUUCGCAGGCACGGUCGCGCUCAGCAACUGCCCUGGCGCGCCCCAACUUGAGUUCCUUGCCGGUCGCCCGAACGCGACUGCCCCCGCCGUCGACGGCCUGAUCCCCGAGCCCCAGGACAACGUCACCCACAUUCUCGAGAGGUUCGCCGAUGCUGGUGGCUUCAGUCCCUUCGAGGUCGUCUCCCUGCUCGCUUCCCACUCCAUCGCUCGCGCGGACAAGGUCGACGAGACAAUCGAUGCUGCGCCCUUCGACUCCACCCCGUUCGUGUUCGACACCCAGGUCUUCCUCGAGGUCCUGCUUAAGGGCGUUGGCUUCCCCGGAACCGACAACAACACCGGCGAGGUUGCAUCUCCUCUCCCAACGACCGUCGGCACCGACACCGGCGAGAUGCGUCUCCAGUCUGACUUCGCCCUCGCCCGCGACGAGCGCACUGCUUGCUUCUGGCAGAGCUUCGUCAACCAGGAGGAUUUCAUGGCGUCGAGCUUCAAGGCGGCCAUGUCCAAGCUCGCCAUCCUCGGCCACAACCGCGAGGACCUCGUCGAUUGCUCCGCCGUCGUCCCCGUGCCGAAGCCCGCGGUCAACAAGCCCGCGAGCUUCCCCGCCGGCACUAGCCCUGAGGACCUCCAGCUCACGUGCACGACUGAGAAGUUCCCGACUCUGACCAUUGAUGCCGGUGCCCAGCAAACUCUGAUCCCGCACUGCUCUGACGGCAACAUGACGUGCAACACCGUCCAGUUCAACGGCCCGGCUGCUGGUGUGUAAGAGGUCGUAGCUUAGGAUCUAUUUAUCCAGCUAUAAGUUAUGGCGGAGAUACUCAUCUGGUUCUGGCACGGUAUCCGAUGUAUGCUACUUCAACGCGAUGUCGGCGGUCCUAGUGACUGCGCGACUGUGAUUUCUGUGGUUCAAAAUAUGACUUAUCUGUUACGC